GUCAUGUGAUAAGAGGUCCAAGAUCGGAUUGGUUAGUUAGCGUGCUAGUGUAUUUUCGCUGAGGUUGCUGGCUAUAAGAACUUUUUUUUUUUUUAUCCCUGUGUUGAAGCAAGCAAAUUUGGUCGCGUGUUCUUUGUAAAAAUGACUAAAAGAGCGUAUCCUUUCGCUGAGUCAUUCUCAUCACAGUAUAAAAUUCACGUUGGACAAAAGGAGUUGAAUCAUCACGGCGUAUUUGGGAACACGUACAGGCAAGAGGUCUUCGAAAAGACGAAGGACCUGCUCUUCAAUGGGACCAAAGCUGUCAUGGGGAAAAUCUGGAAUGUAGAUGCAGAGAAGUGCUCAGCAAUACAGCCAUCAGGGUCAGGUAUGAAACCUGAUGUGAGCCAGACACUCCUGAGGGGACAGACACUGAUUGGGCAGGAUGGCAGACUACAGAGAACUACACCUGUUCAAGGUUCAGCGUUGGCUCCAGUGGGGUGCUGUGUGUGUCAGAAGGCCCAGGGCACCAGGAGGCCGUGCUCCCAGUGUGACCGCCCAGCCUGCCCCUCCUGCAUCCAGCAGUGCGCCAGCUGCUCCAGAUCCUGCUGCUCUGUCUGCACCGUCAUCGACCCUAGACUGGACUCUGCUAAACCCUGCAUAACUGGUACAUGUGUGCUGACAACACAGGCGCAACUUUCCAUGAGGGUACCUAUGAUGCUACAGUGGACAGUAUGAUCAAGUGCUGUGCUGUGGCUGCGCAUCAUAAUCAAGGAUCAAGGAUUGUUUUUAUACAUUUUAGUUGUCAUUUCACAUUAAAUGUUAACUCUCAAAUGUUAUACAUGUGUAUUUUUGUAUAUAUGUAGUUUGUGGAAUAAAUAUUUUGCUUGCUUC
Molecule: messenger RNA, 870 nt
Organism: Oncorhynchus masou masou (cherry salmon)
Lineage: Eukaryota; Metazoa; Chordata; Actinopteri; Salmoniformes; Salmonidae
Product: apoptosis regulatory protein Siva-like
Exons: 5
Coding region: 142-714 (190 amino acids)
Biological process (GO): extrinsic apoptotic signaling pathway
Molecular function (GO): CD27 receptor binding
Source: RefSeq, a predicted model, not a curated record